Crotalus tigris (Tiger rattlesnake) is the source of this 7226-nucleotide messenger RNA. Its product is annotated as ATP-binding cassette sub-family A member 10-like. The transcript has 39 exons. The record is from RefSeq and is a predicted model, not a curated record. Bases 164 to 5017 code for a protein of 1617 amino acids. Gene Ontology annotation, biological process: lipid transport; transmembrane transport. Gene Ontology annotation, cellular component: membrane; intracellular membrane-bounded organelle. NCBI's taxonomy places the organism in Eukaryota, Metazoa, Chordata, Lepidosauria, Squamata, Viperidae. Gene Ontology annotation, molecular function: ABC-type transporter activity; ATP binding; lipid carrier activity.
UAAUGAAUUGAAGGAAUGAGGACAUGAAAAAAAAAAAAAAAGCUGUUGUAGAAUUUUUCUCUCUCAAACAAAUCACAUUCCAGAUGGACAUUGGUUUGGUUCUGUAGCUAUCUUUAAUUCCUUUCCUCCAUUUUUUGUUCAAAUUGCUUAAGCAAGCCUUACCAUGCAGAUGGAGUACAUGCGAAAAAGAAGCGUGUGUCAACAGACUGCGGCACUUUUGUGGAAAAAUAUAAUUCUGAAAUGGAGGAUGAGAAUGCAGAGUUUUCAGGAAUUGUUUUCUUCCCUGGUUGUCUUCAGUAUAAUACUAUUAGCAACACUUGGAUUGACAAAUCAGGAUUCUGGCGAAAUACCUCAUGCUCUUCUCGGGAAACCUUCAUUUAAUAUUACUGGAGUUAAAAUUUUGUAUGCUCCAAAUACUAAGAUGUCAAGAGAAAUAAUGAAGAAAAUAGAAAUACUCUCUCCUCUAAAAGGUGUUGAGACAAAAGUGAUGGAAGAUGAGAAGACUAUGAAAGAUGAGAAUGCCAUGGCAUCAGAGGAGGACUUGAACUUAGAUAUUAUUGGAGUUAUAUUUCAAGAUGAAAUUUCCUAUCGACUCAGAUUUCCUCUCUACAGAACAGUUAACCCACACAAAGAUUUUGCUUUUAUAGAUACCUGUUUCAACUUUUCCUCAAUUUACUGUGAAAAUCCGACAUAUUGGACUCAAGGCUUUGUCUCACUGCAAUCUAGCAUUGACAGUGCACUUAUUGAAAGGAUCACCAAUCACUCUGUUUGGGAAGAAAUGAGUUCUAUUAAUGGCAUCCGUAUGAGAUCGCCUUCUGUUUCCAUGGCAUUUGAAUUAGAAAAUGGUGUGUUCCUUUGGGCCUUAUCACUGUGUUUUGUUCCAUUUAUGUAUUUCUUGGCACUAACUCUUUCAAGAGAGAAACGGAAAUUAAAGGAGGUGAUGAAGACAAUGGGACUACGAGAUGCAGCGUUCUGGCUCUCCUGGGGUUUGCUGUACACCAUGUACAUCUCAGUUCUAAGCAUGGUGCUGACAUUUUGUUUGACAGCUACAUAUUUUUACCUAAGCAGCAAUUCCACAUUAUUUGUCCUGCUUUUCCUUUAUGGCAUUUCAUCUAUAUGUCUCUGUUUCAUGUUGAGCUCUCUCCUAAAGAAGCCCAGAAUCACUAGCUUUGUAAUUUUCAUCUUCAUUUUUUGUUUGGGAGCCCUCAACGUACCUACAGCAAUUAGGUUGAUACCUCCAAAUUUGCAAUUGAUUUUGAGCAUCUUCUGCCCAUUUGCUUUUGGUGCUGGACUUUCAAAGAUUCUCUAUUUUCAAAAAUAUGGAAGGACCUUUGAUUUUACUGACUUAAUGGUUGAACCAUAUGGUUAUUGCUUGCUUAUUGACAGCCUUUUAUACAUGCUGCUGGCUUUCUAUUUUGAUAAGGUUGUGCCUGACAAAUAUGGGGUACCUUAUCCUCCAUUGUUUUUCCUGAAGAAGACCUAUUGGUGUAAACCAAAAAGACCCAAUACUGGUGAUGUUCCUACAAACGAACGGAGUCACGGGAGUAUCUUCAGUGACAAUGCUGAACCUGUGCCUCCUGAGUUUAAUGGGAAGGAAGCCAUAAGACUAAAUAACAUUAAAAAAAUUUAUAAAAUGAAAAGCACAGAAACAGAAGCUUUGAAAGGAUUGUCCUUGGAUAUUUAUGAAGGUCAGAUCACUGCAAUACUUGGUCAUAGCACAUCUGGAAAAACUACAUUGCUAAACAUUCUCAGUGGACUUUCCAAACCAUCUGAUGGUUUUGCAUCCAUAUACAUGUACAAUAUAUGUGAAAAGGAACACAUGGAAAAGAUUUGGGAAAUAAGUGCUAUCUGUCCACAAUUCAAUAUUCAGUUUGAAUUUUUAACAGUGAAAGAAAACUUAAAGACAUUUGCUAAAAUAAAAGGGAUACCAUCCAAUGCUGUAGAAAAAGAGGUUGAAACAUUGUUGACGCUCUUGGACAUCAAGGCCAUUCAAAACACCCAAGCUAGUCAUUUAAGUGGUGGACAAAAACGAAAAUUAUCUCUUGGGAUUACAUUUUUAGGGGAACCACAGGUAUUAUUACUAGAUGAGCCAACUGCUGGAUUGGAUCCAUAUUCUAGACACCAAGUGUGGUCUCUCCUGAAUGAACGCAAAGCAGAUCGAGUCAUUUUAUUCACUACCCAGUUCAUGGAUGAAGCUGAUAUCCUUUCUGACCGGAAAGCUAUUAUCUCACAUGGGAGGCUGCAGUGUGUUGGUUCGUCUCUGUUUUUGAAGAAAAAAUGGGGGCUUGGCUAUCAUUUAAGGAUGCAUACAAAUGAGUUUUGUAACGUUGAGAGAAUAACAUCACUGGUCAAACACCACAUCCCUGCUGCAAAAAAAUCAGGACAACGUGAAAAUGAGCUGAGCUAUACCCUGCCCUUACAAAAUGUGGAUAAGUUUUCAGAUUUGUUCAGUGAUAUGGAUCAUCAGACAGACCUAGGACUUAUUAAUUAUGGAGUUACCACGACGACUCUGGAAGAUGUCUUCUUGAAGCUAGAAGGAAAUGAAAACAUGAAAGAAGAAGAUUUUGGAAUCCUUCAUGGAUGGGAAGCGGCAGGAAAGGAUGAAAUGGAACGGGAUCAGCUGUUGCUCUCAGACACGGGAAAGGUGACCAUGAAAGGCACGGAGCUCUGGAGACAACAAGUUUAUGCCAUUGCAAGAAUGCACUUUCUAAACCUCAAGAGAGAGAGCAAAAUCUGGGGAACCUUGCUGCUACUUAUUGGAGUUAUAUUAGCACCUUAUAUUGCCCAAAUGAUCAGCUACUCUGUUUGGUUGAAUUUUCAAUAUGAAGAGAUUCAUCCUGGGCUUUAUUUUGAGCCAGGGAAAGAGUUUUUCACUGGGACAUCAGGACUUCUGGUCCUUAAUAAUACAGGUGAAAAAAUUGAUAAUUUUAUCCAGGCACUGAAGAGUCAAAACAUCCUGAUGGAUGUCAUCUCUGGUAACAUAGUCAGUGACCAGCUGGUUCACAAUGGGGCCAUAAAAGUAGACCUUGAAAACAAGAAAUACAAGUUCACACUUAUGUGCCAUAUGGAGAUAACUAACUGCUUUCCGGUGCUUGUCAACAUCAUCAGCAAUGCAUUUUUGCAUAUGUUUAAUUCUACUGCCCAUCUUCGAACCUGGAAUCAUGUAUUUAUCAGUACUAAUUUAAAUCCUGAAUUCUGGAUGUUUAUGGAAAUUUACAUGAUUGCGGCAUCAGUUGUAUUACCUGCUUUUCCACCACAAUUUGCAAUGCGAAGUAAUGAAGAUUACAUGAUAAGAACUCGCUCCCAGCUGCGAAUUGCAGGACUUUUUCCUUCUGCCUACUGGUGUGGACAAGCUCUGGUGGAUAUGCCCCUGCAUUGCCUUCUACUUAUUUUAGUUCUUUGGCCGUGGUUUUUAAAAAUAGGAGUUGCAAGCCCUCACUUUAUACCCAGCUUGAUUUCCUGCUUGGUGGCAUUUUUCCUUGGCUACAGUAUAUCGAUUAUUUUAUUCCUAUACAUAACUGCCUUCGUAUUUCGCCACAAAAAGCAUGCUGCCAGUUUUUGGUCAGUCAUCUCUAUUUUAGUCAUGCUGCUUUUGUUCAUAAUAAGUAUCAUGACAAGUUUGAUUACAGAGAACUACAUAAACCAUCUGUUAGGUUUUUUUGUUCCUAUGUUUCCAGUUACGACUUUUAUAAUUUCUUUUACAAAUCUGCUGAGUGGCUUUUAUAUUGAGGAAGGUGAUAUGUCAAAUCAGACACAGCUCUUUAUAUCUACUUUCAUGCCCUACUUGCAGGGUAUAAUCCUCAUAUUUUUACUGCGUUAUCUGGUGAUGAAAUAUGACCAGACUGUUAUGAGAAGAGAUCCCAUUUUUAGGAUUUCUCCACAGAGAAAAAGAACCCAUCAGAAUCCUGAAGAGCUCAGCCAAGCAGAUGACAAAGAUGUCCUUGAUGAAAGGACAAGAGCUCAGAGUGCACUGGCUUCUCUCAAUGAAGAAGAGAAACCAGUUAUCAUUGUCCAUGACUUGCGCAAGGAAUACAAACAUGAGAAGACUUGUUUGAAGAAAAAGGAAGAAAAAAAAGUAGCUACCAGAAACGUCUCCUUUUGUGUUAAAAAAGGAGAGGUUUUAGGGCUUCUGGGACCCAAUGGAGCUGGUAAAAGUACAACAAUUAACUUGAUAACAGGAGAUACAAAGCCAAGUGCAGGACAGGUGCAGAUUAAAGGAGCUGAUGGAGCUGCGACAGAAGAAAAUGUUGCUCUUGGCUACUGUCCUCAGGAGAAUGCGCUCUGGUCCAAUUUGACCAUGAAAGAACAUUUGGAGAUUUUUGCAGCCGUAAAAGGAAUAAGGAAGGAUGAUGCUAUUAUGGCCAUUAAUCGAAUAUCUCAAGCUCUAGAACUCCGAGGGCAUUUAAAAAAGAGAAUAAAGACUUUAGCAGCUGGAUUGACCAGAAAACUGUGCUUUGCUCUGAGCAUGUUGGGUAAUCCCACUCUGAUGCUUUUGGAUGAACCAACCACAGGCCUGGAUCCAAAAGGGAAGCGCCAGGUGUGGAGAGCAAUUCGCACUAUGCUGCAGGAGAAAGAUGAAGGAGUCAUUUUGACAACUCACCACAUGGAGGAAGCAGAGGUGUUGUGUGACCGAAUAGCUAUCAUGGUGUCUGGACAGCUCAGGUGCCUUGGUUCAAUUCAGUAUUUGAAAAGCAAAUUUGGGAAAAAUUAUUUGCUACAAAUAAAAGUAAAGGGAGUAGAACAAGGAGAUCUUGUGAAUACUCAGAUUCUAAAGAUUUUCCCACAAGCAGAACGUCAAGAAAGGAUAUCCACUUUGUUGGUCUAUAAGAUCCCAAUGGAAGAUGCCUUGCCUCUCUCUAGAGCCUUUGCCAUGCUAGAAGAUGCUAAACAACACUUCAGUCUUGAAGAGUACAGCUUUUCUUUGAACACUUUGGAACAGGUAUUCCUGGAAUUGUGCAAAGAACAUGAGCGAGAUUAUUUUGAAUUGGCUCCAACUUCUGUAUGGAGAGAACUGUAGCACCAACAAGAUAGUUGAAAGACUAAUUAACUACUAAGACAAACACCAGUUUCUUCCUCCAGCAAAAAUGGAGGACAAAUAGGUUGAGCACUCUGAGGAAUUUUGCAUCUGGACAUUCCCUGGGGAAAAAAUAUGCCAUUUCUGUUAUCUUCUCUCUGUUUAACAAGUAUGCCUUGGUGUCUUCAGAUUAACCUCCAUAUUUAUCGUGUCUAAAGAUAUAACAUUUCUGAAUAUUUCACAACUAACAGCAAAAUGAAUGUUUCUGCACUGUUUUGUUCUUUAUGAGAAAAACUGGAAAUGGAAAUAUAUUUUUAAAAUGUAUUGUUUGUAGCCUAGCACACAAACAUAUAUAGAUGGCAUAUCUUUCUCAGAAUGUGUUAAUAUUUUUAAUUAAGAUAACAAUUCAAGGUAUACCCAGUGUUUAUUGAGUGGAUAAAUAAACUGCCAUGCUCUAAAUACCUAUGUAUUGUUGCCCUCCUCAGCUUCCAUUUUAAUAAAUAGUAAUAGAGCUGACCCAAUUAACUAUUGUACUAGGAGCCUUUAAAUAUCAUUACAAAUUGUAUGCUAGUCUGCUUCUUGUGAAAUGACUAGAAGAAGACAUAAGCAAGCUUUUUUAAUAAGACAAAAGCCCUAUAUGCCAUUGUUAAACCAUUAAUCUUACAGAAAAAUAUACUAUUCUAUCUAAGGGACUAUUUUAUGUAGCCUUUAUAGAUUAAAAACCAGCCUUUGAUUGCAUUCUCUGUGAUAUGACUUGGAAGAAGUCUGAAAAGAUCUCAGUAGAUUAUUAGUAAUUCCAUUUGACUAAACAGCUGAAAGUGGCUGCUCCUCUUCAGAUUAGACGUAAUAACAGGGACAAUUUUCUUCCCCAUCCUAUGGCAGGAAGGGAUUAAGUAAGGCUGCAUCUUAACAUAGACUGUCUAAUUUUUAUAUUUUAUAUUAAAAAUUAUCAAAAAAGAGCACCACUGACCUAAUUUGGUGGGUCAGUGAAAAGCAGUUAUGUCACAUAUAGCUAUAUUUAUUACCACCAAUUGGGCUAAACAGUAUAUGAUGGCCUUUAGCUCUUUUGUAAGGGGGACAAUCUGUCGAUAAAUUACCAGAAGACAUAGGUACUGUCUUCAAACUACUGAGCACCCACAAAAUUGGUAGCUAUAUAGCACGGGCGUCAAACUCACCACGUCAUGUCACGUGUUGCGACAUAUCGUGACUCUUUUUGCCAGCAAUGGAGUGGGCGCGGCUUCAGUAUGAUGAAACUGGCCUGCGAGCCAGCAGUUUAACACCCCUGCUAUAUAGGGACAAUAUUCCUGUAAAAAAUGAGUAAAUUUAUAAAAACACAGUAACUCAAGAAACUAAAUAGCUAGGCUCAAAAAUUUUUAAUACUGUUUAGAGAGGGGAUCUUAUUCUAAUUGUUUUACGUGCUUUUGAGAUUUAUAGCUCAGUUUAUGGUCUCAAAUCUACCCAUACACAGAUACUGAUUUUGGUCCACUGAUGAUAACACAGACUAAAUUUUAAGAGAUUUAGUAUUUGAUAUGCCUUUAAUUAAAGUCUUGUGUCUUUAUUAUUGGAUAAAUGCAAUAUUUUCUUCACUUAUCUUAUGCUAAUCCUAAUUCUAGUCACACUUAUUUGGGAAAAUUUUUUAGUACAAAUCUUAAUGAUUGUGGUUGUAAUUUGUAAUUUUUAUGGGGAUAUCUAAAAAGACCCUAAACAAAGAGUAAGUAGUAUAAAGCUUUGAAAAGAUGUAAUUUAUUUGCCAUUGCUUUCAUUACUACUGGGCACAAAGAAAUCUAUGAUUCCCCUUUCUACAUAUCCAGUUGACCUAUUCUGACCUCAAAGCCCUAUAGAAAAGUGCUCACUUUGGUCUCCUACCUGCAUUAUUUGAAGGCAAAUUCAGCCAUAUUGCUGGUGAAAGCUGUUUCUUGUCCUCCAUGUUGGAUGGAGGAAAUUAAAUACAUUUCAUGCACACUUUUAAUAUGCUCCCAAUAUAAGAUAGCUGACACUUUUGUUGAGAGAAAAAUUUGCAAUGAUGGAAGUACAAACAAAUACACUUUCCUUAUUAGAUCAGAAAGACUUAAAUACUGAUAAUCAUGCAACGUUUUAUUGGACGGCAAAAAAGGAGUUGAAUUUAUAAUAAUUGAACUCUUAGUUAUAUAUCAUUACUGAACAUUAUAUGGAAAAUAAAUGUCAUUUAAGCAAUAAAUACCAUGUACGUUAU